AUGGCAAACGUCGGCCCGCCGCCUGCGAGCGAACGAAAGCGCGUCAAAGUCUACGAGCUCAAGAACAAUGACUGGUUUGACAGAGGCACAGGCUUCUGCAAGGGCGUUGUCGCCAAUCAGGAAGAGGCGAGAAUCGUAGUCCUAUCAGAAGACGACCAGUCGCGACAGCUCCUGGAGACGCGCAUCUCCAAAGAUGACGGUUACCAGAAACAACAGGACACGCUCAUUGUGUGGACAGAGCAAAAUGGCACCGACAUGGCUCUCAGCUUCCAGGAGCCAGAGGGCUGCGCAAGCAUAUGGGACUUUGUGAAUGAAGUGCAGUCGCGCCUCCAAGCGUUAGCUCAGGACGAUGGUCUCUCAGACGACAUCGACCACAUCAGCCCCAUACUCCUCCCCGCUCCCGACCUCAGCAAUCUCCAUGAGAUUGAGAAUCACAUGCGCGCCGCAAAUUCCACACCAGGCGGUCGGGAAGCUUUGGCCAAGUUCAUCCUCGCCCAGGACUACAUACCAAAGCUGAUACCGCUGGUGGACAUGGCUGAAGACCUUGAAAGUUUGUCUGACCUGCAUCGGCUGUGCAGCAUCAUGAAAAUGCUUAUCCUCCUCAAUGACACCGCCAUCAUUGAAUAUGUAGUGACAGAUGCCGUGGUUCUGGGUGUGGUUGGGGCUUUGGAAUACGACCCUGACUUUCCCCUACAUAAGGCGAACCACCGACAGUACCUCGAUGACGAAUCAAAGUUCAAGGAAGUCGUCAGAAUCGAAGACGAAAACAUAAAACGCAAGAUCCACUACACGUACCGGCUGCAGUACCUCAAAGACGUUGUACUUGCACGCAUUCUCGAUGACCCCACAUUCAGCGUCCUCAACUCACUCAUAUUCUUCCAUCAGGUCGAUAUUGUCCAGCAUCUGCAAGCGAAUGUACCCUUCUUGAAGGAGCUGUUUGGUAUAUUUUCGCCAAAAGAGCAAAACCUGGCGCGAAAAAGAGACGCCGUGCUGUUCAUCCAGCAAUGUUGCGCAAUAGCCAAGAGCUUGCAGGCAAACGUCAGAGCCCAACUAUACCAAAACUUCAUUAGCAGCGGUCUGCUAGAAGUAAUACAGUUUGCGCUCAAGCACCAGGACGCAUCGGUUCGUGUGGCAGGAACGGAUAUACUUGUGUCUCUAAUCGACCAUGACGCUCUCAUGGUGCGAAGCUACAUCUUCAAGGCCAUACAGGAAAAGACAAAGCCGCUCACCGACACCCUGAUUGAGUUGCUGCUCAUCGAGGUGGACCUGGGUGUCAAGGCGCAAAUGGCCGAUGCGAUCAAGAUCUUACUUGACCCCAAUGCCAACUCAGCAUCCAUCGAAGCGCUCGGAAGGACCAACAGCGACUUCCUCGCUAAGAUGAGAGGCCAAUUACCAUCCAUACCGCAGACAGACUCUUUCAUCCAGAACUUCUACGACGAGUCCGCGCGGAAGUUAUUCCAACCUUUGAAGGACCUCGAAGGCAGGGAAUCAAUGGACGAUUUGACAAUGCAACAAGUGUCAUUGUACGCCCAUCUAGUCGAGGUUCUCUGCUUCUUCAUCCGCCAGCAUUCCUUCCGCAGCAAAUAUUUCAUCUUGUCCGAAGGCCUGGCGGUUCGCGUUGCCCAACUCAUGGGCUGCCCAGAGAAGCACCUAAAGCUCACCGCGCUCAAGUACUUCCGUACUGUACUCGGAUUCCACGACGAAACGCACAAUCGUCAGAUAAUUGCCCAUGAGCUCUUCGAGCCGAUACUGAAGAUCCUCUUCGACACCAUGCCCCGCGAUAAUCUCUUGAAUUCUGCAUGUCUCGAGCUGUUCGAAUUUAUUCGACGAGAAAACAUCAAGAUGAUCGUCCAACAUCUCGUAGAGACGUACAGGGAGAAGUUGCAGGCGAUUACUUAUGUGGAUACAUUCCAGAACCUCAUACUCAAAUAUGUCCAGAACCAUGAACCGAUAACAACCCAAGAGCUCGACAACUCGUUUACAAGCGUAGACAGCGACACCCCCGCACGACAUGCUGCGGCCAUGAAUGGCGGAAAGUGGGGUCAUGGUCUUAAAGAGGUGGACCCAGAUGAAGAGGCAUACUUCAAUACCUCAGAUGAUGAGGAUGAACCAAUUCCCGGGAGUGGAAAACUGAGCAUAAACGGGGCGUCGCCAGUGCGACCUCUUGUCAACUACCCGGAUGACGAUGCCGACGAUGCCGAUAUGGAUGACCUCACAGCUGACGUUACCGCCUCUGCCCCCAAGAUAUCGUCCGCAACGCAGACUCCCGACGCAGCUACACCCCCACAUCCGACUUCGACAGCAUCACCACCCGAGCGUGUAUCAGAGAAACGUCGCAGAGAAGAGGACGAAGAAGAUGAGUUACUUGCAAGCAUCUCCACCUCCGCUGGUCCUAAACGACGCGCCUCGACAUCAAGCAACGCAAGCUCUGGAAGUUUACGUAACUUGCGCCGGAAAUCGCCCAGUGUCAACUCCGGCAAAGAUGGCGGAGGUACUCCAAAAAAGAUAUCACUAUCUAUCCCAUUAAAGAGCAGUGGCGAGGGGGGCGAAGGCGAAUAG
Pyrenophora tritici-repentis Pt-1C-BFP is the source of this 2559-nucleotide messenger RNA. RefSeq names its product SMK-1 domain containing protein. Gene Ontology annotation, molecular function: protein phosphatase activator activity. Gene Ontology annotation, cellular component: protein phosphatase 4 complex; nucleoplasm. NCBI's taxonomy places the organism in Eukaryota, Fungi, Ascomycota, Dothideomycetes, Pleosporales, Pleosporaceae. Gene Ontology annotation, biological process: protein dephosphorylation; DNA damage response. The record is from RefSeq and is a predicted model, not a curated record.